This is a messenger RNA of Dovyalis caffra, 957 nucleotides long. The record is from the annotation of a GenBank genome assembly. NCBI's taxonomy places the organism in Eukaryota, Viridiplantae, Streptophyta, Magnoliopsida, Malpighiales, Salicaceae.
AUGGCUACUCUUAGAGUACCAGAGGUUGAUCCUUCUCCAACCCAAGACUGUGAGAAACUCAGAGAAGCUGUCCAAGGAUUGGGGACAGAUGAGAAGGCAAUUAUAUGGAUAUUAGGACAUAGAAAUGCAAGUCAACGGAGGAAAAUCAGAGAGACUUAUCAGCAGCUUUACAACGAAUCCCUCAUCGACUGUCUCUAUUCUGAGUUAUCUGGUGAUUUUAGAAAAGCAGUGAUCUUGUGGAGCACUGAUCCUCCAGAGAGAGAUGCAAAACUGGCAAAUGAAGCACUGAAAGCUAAGAAGAAAGGCAUUAAACAGCUGCAAGUGAUAGUUGAGAUAGCAUGUGCAUCAUCUCCUAACCAUCUUCAGGAAGUAAGGCAAGCCUACUGCUCUCUUUUUGAUUGCUCACUUGAAGAAGAUAUUGUAUCUGCAGUCUCCCCGCCACUCAGAAAGAUUUUGGUGGCUGUAGUGAGCUCUUACAGGUAUGAUAAAGAACUGGUGGAUAUGAACAUUGCCAACUCAGAGGCAGCUAAGUUACAUGAAGCCAUCAAAUCAAAGAAAUUAGAUCAUGAUGACAUAAUACAUAUACUGAGCACUAGGAACUUUCAUCAGCUAAGAGCAACUUUCGCAUGCUAUGAGCAGAACUUUGGAAAUUCUAUUGACCAGGACAUCAAGAGUUGUGGAAAGGGCGAUUUGGAAUCUCUUUUGAGAGUAGUAAUUAAGUGCAUAGAAGCCCCAGAGAAACACUUCGCUGAGGUUAUUGGAGCAGCCGUAAUUGGGUUGGGAACAGAUGAAGAUUCACUCACUAGAGCAAUUGUAACUCGAGCUGAGAUCGACACAAUGAAAAUCAGAGGGGAGUAUUUCAACACCUAUAAAACCAACCUUGAUGGUGCAGUUAUUGGUGAUACUUCAGGAGACUAUAAGGACUUCUUGAUGACCUUACUUGGUGCAAAAAUCUAA